AUGAGUGAAUGUGAUAAUUGGUUUUGUGACGGUACAUUUUCAGUGACACCUCCCAUUUUUGCUCAGUUAUAUACUUUACACGGGGUAUGUUAUCCCAACGUUAUUCCUAGUGUUUACGUAAAAUAAAAUAUAUUACUGCCAAAUAAAAAAGAAAAAACUUACCGUCACAUGUUUGAAAUUUUAAAAUCACCGAAGUUAAAUUUAAAUCCAAAAAGUGUUAUGAUAGAUUAUGAAAGAGCACAGGGCCGGCCAGCUUUAAAUGCAAUCGAAACGGAGUUUUGUAAUACCGAGGUAAAAGGUUGCUUCUUUCAUAUGUCGCAAUACAUUUGGCGUCAUAUCCAAGAAUGGGGCCUACAGACAACUUAUCGAAAUGAUCCAGAGUUUUCAUUACGAAUUCGAAUGCUACCAGCAUUAGCUUUUAUUCCAGAAGCAGAUGUAAUAAAAUGUUAUAAUGCAUUACUAGUUACAAAUUAUUACACAGAUAAUGAAGAUCUACUGGCGCCGCUGAUGGAUUAUUUUGAAUGUACAUGGGUAGAAAAAUUAGACAGGAGAGGAAAAAGAAAGCCGCCAAAGUAUGCAAUCACAUUAUGGAACUGUUUUUCAAGAGUAAUUCAAGAUUUGGCUACCACAAAUAAUGCUAUAGAAGGAUGGCACAAUUGUUUCACAUCAGUUGGAAAUCAAAUUGGAAACCGAUAA
This is a messenger RNA of Melanaphis sacchari, 696 nucleotides long. RefSeq lists its product as uncharacterized. The record is from RefSeq and is a predicted model, not a curated record. NCBI's taxonomy places the organism in Eukaryota, Metazoa, Arthropoda, Insecta, Hemiptera, Aphididae.